Callorhinchus milii (elephant shark) is the source of this 2115-nucleotide messenger RNA. RefSeq names its product beta-1,4 N-acetylgalactosaminyltransferase 2. Gene Ontology annotation, molecular function: hexosyltransferase activity. The record is from RefSeq and is a predicted model, not a curated record. NCBI's taxonomy places the organism in Eukaryota, Metazoa, Chordata, Chondrichthyes, Chimaeriformes, Callorhinchidae. The transcript has 11 exons. Gene Ontology annotation, cellular component: Golgi membrane. The coding region runs from base 380 to 1900 and encodes 506 amino acids. Gene Ontology annotation, biological process: UDP-N-acetylgalactosamine metabolic process; UDP-N-acetylglucosamine metabolic process.
AUUUAUUAUUGUUUUGGGGUUUUGGAGGAUUACUAACGUUCACCCGAUUUAGGGCAUAAGGGGACGUCAGUUCAGCGUCUCAUCUGAUGCGUCGGCAGCUCUGGGCAAUUCAGGGCUUUCCCGCCCACCGCGUCCCGUGUCCCACCGCCGCCGGCUUUCUCUGGCGCCGAACGGCGACCCUGUGAUCCAGGGUUUUCACUCCCGAACCCAUUCGAGGGCCGGUCCCACCGCACACGGUGUCCUGAUUAGCUGGAACCCCAACUACUGGAGGGCGGUUCCACCCAAUCAAAGGAAAACUGGUGCCAUUUAAUGCGGCUGCACCCAGGUCGAGAGCUCUGUCACGCUCACUGGCAAGUCCGCGGGGGUAAGUCUCAGCAAGAUGACGAUCAGGACUCAAUCUAAGACUUUCUGGCUGCUCUUCAUGUUAGUUGCAUCGGUAACAUUUCUGAUCAGUCUUUACAUCAACAAUAGUAUUAUCCUGUUCAGGACGAUUGCUCCCACUGAGAAGAAUAUCACCUCUGGAAUUAUCCUGAACUUCAACUUCACACCGAAAGAAAAUCUGAGUGUUCUCUCUCCAUAUGGAAAGCACUGGCUGUAUCCCAGAAAGGCCUGCAGCUGUGAGUUUGGGAUGAAAUCAAAGCUUUUGGAAAGUUAUUUCAAAAAGAAAGACAAGGUGUCGGUCAAAAAAAGAAGAAGCCUGGAAUACGCACAUUAUAAAAAAAGGAAUGAGUUGCCUUUGAAGCAAAUAAUUAUAGCAGAAGCCAAUUCUCCUCUGAGCUACCCCAGCCAAGGGGUCGAAGUAAAGCCUUUAUAUUCCAUCGUCAUCCCAGGUUUAGGUGUACACGAGCUUCAAAGAGAGAUCAUCACGGUAACACUGAAAGCCUCAAAGGGAGUAUUUAACACAAUUGUUGAUGUCCCUGAGGAUUCGGUACAUGGAUCUGGUGAGAAAGAAAUGACAAUAACAAGCCCAAGUUUGGAUAUUGUCAACGCUAUUCUCAAACAUGUUACUUACACCAGCACUGUGUAUCACAUCAACUCGGCUGAUUUAGUACAUUUUCAGUUUGAGAAGCACCUGGCUAUUUUUUCGAUUGCUAUAAGGCAGCCCACUUUGCCACGCUUGUUUGAUCCUGGACCAGCCAACAGCAUCAACUCCUUGGUUACAAUUAUAACAAAGACAUUUUACAGAUAUCAUAAGUUACAGAACUUAAUAAAUAGCAUUCGGGCUUUUUACCCAGAAAUUCAGAUCAUCAUUGCAGAUGACAAUAAAUAUACUGAAAAGAUUGAAGGACAGAACAUUGAACAAUACUUUAUGCCUUUUGCAAAAGGCUGGUUUGCUGGAAGGAACUUGGCAGCUUCUCAGGUCACAACUAAAUACCUCCUUUGGGUAGAUGAUGACUUCUUCUUUACCAAAAAGACAAAAAUCGAGAAGCUGGUUGACGUGUUGGAAAAUACAACCUUGGACUUGGUUGGUGCCUCUGUGAACGGACGCCGUUUCUUGCAUAAACUUUGGUAUGAGCAAGGAGACGAUGAUGGCGACUGCUUAUUCUUGCAACCCGGCACGUACCAAGCACUCGAUGGAUUUCCAAAUUGUGAGAUAACCAGUUGUGUUGUUAACUUUUUCAUGGCCAGGACAGAAAAAGUAUGGAGCGUUGGCUUUGAUCCUCGUUUAUCAAGGAUAGCUCAUCCAGAGUUUUUCAUUGACGGACUUGGCCAGCUGUCUGUGGGAUCGUGCAGUGACGUUGUGAUCGGUCAUCAAUCAAAGGGUGAGCCGAGCAACCAAACACUGGCUGGACUUGAAAAAACAUACAAAACAUUCCGAAGGAAGUCUCAAACUAUUUUCAAGAAAUCUUUGUACUAUUUCAAAAAUCACCUGAAAUGUAUCGUCGGAAGGAAUCGUUGACUGAAUUUGGAUUUGCUUUUGUACGCUUACGGUUUGAUGCCAAUCGCAGAUACUUCUGGUUUUUACUUGUGAGUCAACUAUUCUGUUGCCAAGAAAUGAGCUAGUUUGCCCGGGCAUCCAAAGCUGAGCCUCACGCAGACUCAGUGACCUUCUGACUCAGGGGAGAGUGCGUACGCAAAAAGCCUUGUUCUCGGCAUUAAAAAAAGUAAUAAUAA